AAAUUUCUCAAAACCUGCUUAAUUUCAGAAACCAGAUUCCCAUUAAUGCUUAUUUGCCUUCAAAUCACCAGAAAAGUAUCCAACUUAUAAUAACAGAUAUCGCCAAGCUAUUUAGUGACACCAUCACGGAAGUAGUUCAAGAGGAAG
This is a messenger RNA of Racocetra fulgida, 147 nucleotides long. The record is from the annotation of a GenBank genome assembly. NCBI's taxonomy places the organism in Eukaryota, Fungi, Glomeromycota, Glomeromycetes, Diversisporales, Gigasporaceae.